Molecule: messenger RNA, 1468 nt
Organism: Dermacentor albipictus
Lineage: Eukaryota; Metazoa; Arthropoda; Arachnida; Ixodida; Ixodidae
Source: RefSeq, a predicted model, not a curated record
UGGGCAAGAUGGAACUGGACGUGUUGCCUCCUCAUAUUCAGAGACUACGACUGAAGAUCAUGCGAUACCAGUUCCGUAUGCUGCACGUGCCAGGAAAGCUGCUAGCCACAGCUGAUACGUUGUCGCGCAUCACCUACAAGCCACCCACUCCUCUAGACACUAUCGAACUUUUUGCAGCACAGGUAGUCGGCUGCACGUCGGAAGUCUUGCCACUCAGCCCUAAAGACGUGCGACAGGCACAAGAGUCCGAUGGCGAGUGCAAAGCCCUCGCUUCCUACUGCCAGAAUGGUUGGCCUAAAAAGACCACGAUACCACUGCACCUUACAAAGUACGCCUCGGUGGCAGACGAGCUCUCUGUCUGUGACGGUGUUCUGUUGAAGGGCGCCCGGUUAGUCAUCCCAUCGUCCCUUCGGCCAGCGGUCUUGACGCUGUUGCAUGAAGGUCAUCAGGGCAUCAACAGGACCAAAGCCCUAGCUCGGGAGUCAGUUUGGUGGCCCGGUAUCUCGACAGACAUCGCCUCUCUCGUUGCCAACUGUGAACAGUGCGCUUCCACCCGCGUAAACUUUGCCGAGCCCCUGCUCUCCACUGCCCUACCUGGACAUCCCUGGGAAUUCCUUGGUAUGGACUUGUUCCACCUCAACGGCCAGACGUUCAUCCUGGUGGUGGACUAUUACUCAAGGUUCCCUGAGGUGGUGACCCUGAGGAGCACGACAGCUCAGGCAGUCAUCGAUGCUCUCAAAUCCAUCUUUGCCCGCCAUGGAAUCCCGCAAGAAGUCAGGUCAGACAACGGCCCACCAUUCUCGUCGCAAGAGUUCGCGGCGUUUGCAGCUUCAUACGGCUUUAACCACAGGACCAGCAGUCCACACUACGCUCAGUCGAACGGAGAGGCGGAGAGGAUGGUGCGUACUAUCAAGGACCUGCUUCGCAAGUCAAAGGAUCCUUAUCUGGCUCUGCUCAGCCAUAGGGACACUCCAGGAGUCCACGGCUUUAGUCCAGCACAGCUGUUGAUGGGACGUCAACUCGGAACCAGAGUCCCAAAGCAAGGCUCCCAGCUAUGUCCCAACUGGCCCCCAAUGAAAGAAGUCGUCGCCAAGGAUGCGACUUACAAGCAGAAGCAGGCCGACAAUUACAACAGGCAUCAUGGAGCUCGAGACUUGCCGCCACUCCAAACAGGUCAGCGUGUCUGGGUGCGACCUGAUCAAGUGCAGGCUACGGUCCUCAGUCCGGGGCAAAGACCAAGAAGCUACGUGGCACCCUACAGCGCAACUGGCGUCACCUAGUGCCUUUUGGGACUACUGCCUCCGGAGAGGAACCACCACCACUGCAGCAAGUUCGCUGUCAGGAGCCUCGGCCUGCCAACAUCGUGGAAUCAACGGUCCCCCUCGGACAGUCUGUGCAACAGUCCCCUGCAGCCAGGGACCGCAGUGACGGUGUGACUCGAACACGUUACGGCCGGCCUAUCGUUCCG